Mercenaria mercenaria is the source of this 1288-nucleotide messenger RNA. RefSeq lists its product as uncharacterized. The transcript is spliced from 4 exons. The record is from RefSeq and is a predicted model, not a curated record. NCBI's taxonomy places the organism in Eukaryota, Metazoa, Mollusca, Bivalvia, Venerida, Veneridae. The coding region runs from base 110 to 1258 and encodes 382 amino acids.
CACUAAAGCACUUACAUGCAAGAUGGCUUUUUCUCAGUGACGUUUACUGUUAGCUAACCUCUCCUUAUUCUCUUAUCUCCAUUUUUCUGUCUGUUGGAAGGGAAUAAUUAUGGAUUAUAUAAAAUGUUUACUCUUGUGGGUAUUGUACCAAAGCACAGAUGCAAUAAAUGUAACGAUUCAUGACACCAUCGUACCUACAGUUAACCCACUGACAAAUAUAACAGAAAGAAACGGAGAAUUCGUCUACCCUUGCUAUGUGAGUGUUGUUGUUUAUAAAUCACCUGAUCUAACUGAAACGUACUCGAAAGGUGCCAAUGUGUAUGCAGUUACUCGUGAACGUUCCGACACGGAUAAAUAUAUUGGAUACUCUUCAAGCAAAACAGAUCGAAAUGGUCACGCAUGUGUGCUAUCAUUUUGUCGUAAACAAGCCAUUCUCUUUGUUGAGACCGGAAGCAAAUCAACUGGAAAUCUGGAACGUUUGUAUGCUGCUCCCAAAGGCAAACAAGCUAUACUGCGUCAAUUCACCUUUGACAUUCAAACUCGCAUGGAAGAAAUAUACUUCAAUGUUCGCAGUUGGGGUACUAUUUUGGGUAAAAGUGGACCUGUUUAUAACGAAUUUGAAUUAAAUCAAUGUCUCAAUGCUGGUACCAAGAAUUUUCACUUUGUGUACUCUUUUCUGGCACAAGCAGAAAAGUUAACACCAACUCUUCCAUUAGACACGUACGUAAAGCCGCUUUCUUGGUACUUUCUGCCAGAAGGAGCACCAGGAUACCAAGCUUGCUUCAUGAAAAUUAAAGUAAAGAUACGGUCUUAUCAGUCCAUGCUCCAUCUAUCAAGCUACGACAAUACUGCAUCUGCUUAUGGGACAUUUGAAGCUGGACCUAAAGCCUCUCCUACAAAUGAUAGUGAAGUAAAAGCUGCUUGCAUGGAGUUCCGAUGUACUGUCAAUGGAUUGUCGCCUAUAACACACGUGGUUGGAAACAUUUCAUUUCCCUCAGCGUAUUGUUGUAAAAUUGAAACCGCUCCUACUGUGAAAGGUUUACAAUCGAACGACACAUUUUUUUCGAUCGAUCUUCGGGUAGACGAUAAUUAUGGGCCAAAGGAAGGAAUUUAUAAAGACUCGACACAUGACAGAGCAAAGGCAAACUGUUACACGGGAAGCGACCAGUAUUACCCACCAUACGACAUGAAUCCAACCACAAACUACUUUAUAUCGUAUGACUGUACAAAACCAUGUGCUUUGCCUAAAGUUGGUUGAAACAUAUCAAUAAAUAUUGUAUCAAAUUCA